Molecule: messenger RNA, 1353 nt
Organism: Lachancea lanzarotensis
Lineage: Eukaryota; Fungi; Ascomycota; Saccharomycetes; Saccharomycetales; Saccharomycetaceae
Gene: GIS3
Product: LALA0S07e05908g1_1
Exons: 1
Coding region: 1-1353 (450 amino acids)
Source: RefSeq, a predicted model, not a curated record
AUGGCCUUGAGUGCAUACGAACUGCGUGGAGUACGGCUUAAGAGACAGUUCGACGAGCCCACUGAUGGUGGAGGGUAUGCAAGAUUGAAAAGUAGAACAAGACGUGCCGGUCAGACGAUGUAUAUAAGUAAAAGCGGGAGCAGUGUGACACCGUCGAUGAGUUCGGUUCUGGCGCAGCUCAAAUCGCAAAGAGAGCUGUCGUCAACGUCGUGGAGCAGCGACCAGUGUUAUAGUACGGCUACAUUGUCGUUGGACUCGCAGUGUGAGCUAGAUGGAUGCCGAUUGGACAGCGUUGGCACUCCUGGAUCCGCUUCGACGAGAUCGUCGGCUUCCUCCUCAACAUCGUCAAAGUCGUCAAAUUCGUCGAAUUCCUGUCUAACGACCAGCACAAACAACCAUCCACUGAUCAGUUCGGAACAAAAUGGUAACAGCAGCAGCAGUAGCAGCAGUAACACGGUAGCGACUAGAACAAAAGUCGCGCCACGAUUGAAACUGAUCAACCCACAAGACGUGGAUCUCGCAGAUUGCUACAUCUCAGCAGAACUACUACAAGUGCGCUACAAACCGGUCUACCAGCGUCCCAAACAGAGCAGGCAUCGCUCACAACCAGGACCGUCGCGUCGCCCGUCUGUGGAACUCACCAUCGAUCCACACACCAACGUCGGCAUCGCUCAGUACCUUGACAACCGUCACAAACCAACGUUUCCACUGUACGAUUCCAACGUGGUGGAGCUGGAAAACUGGCCCAAAGCGAACCAUAAAAAUCAUCAAGAUAAAGAGACACCCACACGACUGGAUGUGGCUUGCCAUGAGACGUCUUCGUCGGUGCCCAACAGACGCGUACGACAACAAACGCUCAAUCACAACUUUCUCAAGCUCUACGCGAUGGAAACCACGGCAAAGACCCACAACCUAAUACCGGACCUCAACGUUGACGAACAAGUGCUUCGACGGUUGAGUUACCGUGAUAUUUGGAACUUGGAAAUCCCCAAAUCUUCACAGGCUCAUGGCGUCAGUGUCCGUGAUAUCAAGCUUGCUCUUAUCACCCGCAAGAAGCUAUGGUCCGAUAUGAUGUGUGAGCCUCGCCAAGACCUACACGGAGACCAUGCGCCUUGGAACAUGAAGUUUGUGGUGGUCGAACCGUCCACAGGGCCCCAAAAGGUAUCAGAGUCCGCCAGCAGCUCUCUAGUGCGUGUCAACUCCGAUAUCAAGCCCUGGAUUGGACCCAGCUCGAACCGGAUGCUACGGCCUUCUGGGAAACUACAACUUUUUGCACGCACCAAACCUAAUCAGCCGCUACGAGAAAUACAGUACGUGGUGAAGGGCUGGUGCGAUGCACGCUUCCAGACGUAG